Ustilaginoidea virens is the source of this 798-nucleotide messenger RNA. RefSeq lists its product as uncharacterized. The transcript has 4 exons. Lineage: Eukaryota; Fungi; Ascomycota; Sordariomycetes; Hypocreales; Clavicipitaceae. The coding region runs from base 1 to 798 and encodes 265 amino acids. Gene Ontology annotation, cellular component: cytoplasm; nucleus. Gene Ontology annotation, biological process: positive regulation of protein catabolic process. Gene Ontology annotation, molecular function: ornithine decarboxylase inhibitor activity. The record is from RefSeq and is a predicted model, not a curated record.
AUGGCGCUUUUAAGUAACCAGAAUCUGAGUAGUAGUAGUAAUUACGGCGAGGACGCAGCUGCCCGAGUUCACGUCCUUGCCUCAUGCUACAUUGUCGACUCUGCUGCCCAGCUCAAGGGCAUCCACUACUGCACUCCCGGGGCUGCAGGGGCGGAGUGCCCCCCCCUCGCCGCGUUAACCUCGUCCAACGAGCUCGCUCUUCUGCCCAAGAACAAGAAGCGCGACCAAUCGGGCGGCCGUCGCUCGGAGCGACGAGGGGGGGCAGCACUCAUGAUCAGGGAAGAAUGUGAGAGAUUCUUUUGCGAGCCCAUGAAGACAGCAUUCCAUGGUGAGAGGAACCUGUCGAUGCAUGGCUCCUGCCUGUCAGGUGCUUAUUUGCAAACACCACCGCCGGAGCACCGUCUAUCCGACGCCUUCCAGCACAGCCAGCAUGUCAAGUCUCCCGGGUUCGAGGUUGAUGCUUGGAUGGAAGUCUGGGACUACGCUGGUGGUGCGAGCUUUCGCGCCUUUGUGGCGAGUGACGGACAGGAGAAGUCAUUGUUCGUCUUUUUCGACAUUGAAGGCGUUCUUGGAAGAGACUUGAAGAAAGCUCUCAUGGCUCUCAUUGAGCUUGCGGAUGGCCCACUAGACUGCUGCCAUAUUGUAAUUUGUGUGGAUCGCCGCAUGCCAAUGCAGGAGGCCCUGGAGUUGUCAAAAAGUCUGCAGUGGGUUGGAUUUGAAAUGACCACCCUGGAUCAUUGGGCAAACAACUUGGACGUUACAAGCAAUAGGUGGGUGUUUAUGGGCAUGGAGCUCUAG